CGUGACUGCUUCAGGUUGGUGCACGUGACAUGGCUGGGUUUACAAGGAAGGAGCAUCCGUGAUAAUGCGCACAAUGCUAAAAAUGGGAAGUCGAGAUGAUUGAAGAACAACCUUGAAAAUGAUCAAGUGAGACGGCAGACGACGAGAUCACAACUCGCCUUGUGUACAGCGUACCUAUCAUCGUCGUUUAUGACGAGAGGUUGUCUGAUGUAGGCCAAUUGCGCCAGCUAUUUCUGCCCUGCUCCCCUAGUCCACCUCCAGCCAGCCGGAUGCUAGCUUGGAUUGAAGAUUCUUUUCAACAAAGUACACAUAUGGCAGUCAAGUCCCUACAUAUGAACUGCAAAGAUAGACCACGCUGACUCGUCUCUAAAUGGCAGGUAGCAGUAUGAAUGCGGGGUAUUCUUGACUACAUGGACAAUUGCCCCGGCUAUCUCGAAACCGCAAAAGACCGCUUUUCUGUGAGGCGAGGUCUCCUGACCGAUUCCAUACUUGCUUUCACAGCUUCACCACUUCAUUCUUAUUCUCGCCCCUGAGCCACUGUACAAACAUCAUGUGGGCCAAGCUUGCAUUUCGUCUGCUGCGGCCUCUUCCCAGAGCAUCGGGACAGCGUACAGGGUUCCGCUAUACCAGCCACACAACCGCAGAGACCUUGCAUGAUGGCGACCUUCGCAGCGUCAGAGCCAUGUUCGAUCUAAAAAACCGUAAUUACAUCGUGACUGGCGGGGCAAGAGGUAUUGGCUAUUCUAUCACCAGGGCCAUCGCCGAGAUGGGUGGCAAUGUAGCUGUCUUGGAUAUCUCAAACUCACCCGUCAAGGACUUUUCCAGUCUCGAAGCGGAAUUUGGCGUCAAGACUCGUUACAUCAAAACGGACGUCACGAGUGAGGAAAGCCUCACCCAUGCCUUUGAACAGUCCAUAUCCGAACUCGGAUCCUUGGAUGGAUGUGUCACUGCCGCUGGCAUCGUCCUUGACAAACCGUUUGUCCAACAUACUUGGAAAGAGGUCUCCAGAAUCCAGGAGAUCAAUGUCAAUGGCACAUUUUUCGCAGCUCAGCUUGCCACUAAGCAAAUGGAAAAGCAAGGCACCGGCGGUCGUCUGGUCCUCAUUGCCUCCGUUUGUGCACAUUGUGCGAUCCCCGGCCAUCAUCUAGCCGCCUACCACACCUCUAAAGGCGCCGUCAAGAUGUUGACGACCGCCCUGAGCGUCGAGUUGGCACCCCAAGGUAUCACGGUCAACUCCAUUUCGCCAGGCUACACAGAAUCCGACAUGACCAAGAAUCUGCGCAAGGACCAUCCACACCUAGUCGAGCUGAUGCACACGGCCCCGCCCCUGAAGCGUAUAGGCAAUCGCAACGACUUGAUGGGCGCCGCGGUGUACCUGUUAAGCGAUGCCGCUUCCUAUACCACUGGUACCGAUAUUUUGGUAGAUGGCGGCCUUCACGCUGGUCGCAUUGAGGCCUAGCAUGGCCACCGGUCUUUAUGAAGAACCAUUUCGGUGAGGCGUCAUAACACUAGUACAGGCCUUUUUGUUGCUUCACACCGGUUUGACUCCACGAUGAAUAGUGGCUAUGCCCCCCGAUAGGUUUUCAAACCCCUUGCCGGGUGUGAUGAACCCUGCUUCCUGAAUCAUGGCUUUGAAUUCUUCCUGAGGGGGAUGUCGUUCGAUGCUCUCAACCAGGUAUUGGUAACUAUCUCUAUCCCCGGCCACCAGUUGACCUAUCAACGGGAUUGCACUAAAGCUCCA
This is a messenger RNA of Exophiala mesophila, 1741 nucleotides long. RefSeq lists its product as uncharacterized. Gene Ontology annotation, molecular function: oxidoreductase activity, acting on NAD(P)H, oxygen as acceptor. Gene Ontology annotation, cellular component: intracellular anatomical structure. The transcript is spliced from 3 exons. The coding region runs from base 551 to 1459 and encodes 302 amino acids. The record is from RefSeq and is a predicted model, not a curated record. Lineage: Eukaryota; Fungi; Ascomycota; Eurotiomycetes; Chaetothyriales; Herpotrichiellaceae.